UAGCUCUACCCUCUCCUGGUAUUUAUUUGCUCAUAAUUAUUCAAUAUUGACUCAAGUACUGUGCUUCUCUCAUCUUCUCUCUACACCGAAACCUUAACAUUUCAGUCUCUCAUGGACGCCUUAAAACUCUCAUCUCAGUCUCAAAACCCUACUGAAAAUGGAGAAAAUAGAACCAGUACUACAAACAAAAGAAACACUAACAAUGGAAGAAGAUUCCUGGGGGUGAGACAAAGGCCCUCGGGGAGAUGGGUUGCAGAAAUCACGGACUCUUCACAGAAGCUGCGGCUAUGGCUGGGGACUUUCGACAGGGCGGAAGACGCCGCCGUGGCCUACGACAGCGCCGCCAGAAUCUUAAGAGGAAGAAACGCCAAAACUAAUUUCGCAUAUCAUCAAGGAUUUUUUAAUCAUAAUCAUGAAGAAAAUUGCAGAGUUUUGGGUAAAAAUCCCAGGCUUUUUCAACUUCUUCAACAUUCAGUCACAAAGAAGAAUCAUGCAAAUUUGAAAAGCAUAUGUAUAGAUCAAAAUAUCUGCAACAAAGCUGAAUCCUCCAUGAAUAUCAACUUUGAUGCCCUUGUUGAAGAAACCAUAUUUUGUUCUUCAACUCCAUCAGAUUAUCAUCAUCAUCAUCAUCAUCAGGAUGAUAGAAAUAAGAUUUGUGGGUUGUCGUUUGGAAGCUCUAAAGUUCAUUCUUCUGUAAUCGUUGCUCCUUCGUUUAGUUCUAAAUCUGCGUGUCAAUCAAGAGAGGAAGAAAACUAAGAUUAGUUGUUUCUCUACCUGUGAUCUUCAAUCAAAUCCAGCAACAUUUGAUUGAAAUAAAACUAUAUGUAUAAAUAAAUUUUAUUAAUUUUUUUC
Messenger RNA from Mangifera indica (mango), 852 nucleotides. RefSeq names its product ethylene-responsive transcription factor RAP2-2-like. Bases 112 to 756 code for a protein of 214 amino acids. The record is from RefSeq and is a predicted model, not a curated record. Gene Ontology annotation, molecular function: DNA-binding transcription factor activity; DNA binding. The transcript has a single exon. Gene Ontology annotation, biological process: regulation of DNA-templated transcription. NCBI's taxonomy places the organism in Eukaryota, Viridiplantae, Streptophyta, Magnoliopsida, Sapindales, Anacardiaceae.